Messenger RNA from Cajanus cajan (pigeon pea), 4263 nucleotides. The record is from RefSeq and is a predicted model, not a curated record. Lineage: Eukaryota; Viridiplantae; Streptophyta; Magnoliopsida; Fabales; Fabaceae.
AGCCAUCACAAUCACAAUCACAAGCAAACAAAACAAAACUACCAAAGUUUUCCUAAGAAAAAUUCUACAAAACUUUAUUCUCUCCACUUCUGUCUAACACUUGAAAAGGGUGUGAUCAACAACAACAGCAAAGAAAGACCCUUUUGGGUAUUAGAGAGAGACAAUGAAAAUGAUCCUAUAAGUGAAAGGUGAAAGCAUGCUUUGUCGGCCAUUAAAACUUCACCCCUAAAAAAGGUUGAUCCUUUGCACUCAUUCUUUCAUUCCCUUAUGCCAAACCCCACAAACAGAGAAAAGCCACAAAUAUUGCCACCCCAGGAGGAUGAUGGAUAUUCAUUUUCUGAUUCAUUGAACCUUGAGUCUUGCUUCUUUCUCUCAAUCCCUGCUAAAAAGGGGUUUGGAUUUUUCUCCUCAAAAUCUUGGCUUUUGCUGUUUCAGAUCGAAGAUCCCCACUUUUCAUUCCAAAAGGCAACGUGGGUAUAUUCUAUUUUUGGCUAGUUUCAUUAACUUCAUGGUUCUUCUCAAUUUUCAUUCACAAGGAGUUGUUGAUCCCAAGUGGUGGACCUGCUCCGUUUGUUAUUUUCUCCUUUUUGAUAAGUGAUGGUGGUCUUUGAAUGAAAGGUCUUGAAUAUUAGGAUGGCUGGGGAUAUCAAGGAGGGAAGAAUUUUGGCAAAAGCGUAUUAUGUUAUUUUGCUGCUAUUGGCUUUACUUUUUUGUAGCACUGAGGGGUUGAACACUGAGGGGCAAAUCCUCCUAGAGCUUAAGAAGGGACUUCAUGACAAAUCUAAUGUUUUGGGAAAUUGGAGGUCUAAUGAUGAAACUCCAUGUGGAUGGAUAGGUGUAAAUUGCGCUCAUGAUAGUAAUAACAAUUCUGUGGUUGUGUCUCUUAAUUUGAGUUCAAUGAAUCUUUCUGGAACUCUAGACGCUGCUAGCAUUGGGAGUCUGAUCCAUCUAACUAAUCUUGAUCUUUCUUUCAAUGAGCUGACUGGAAAUAUCCCCAAGGAGAUUGGUGAGUGCUUGAAUUUGAAAUAUCUUUAUUUGAACAACAAUCAGUUUGAGGGGCCAAUUCCUGCUGAAUUGGGUAAGCUGUCUGUUUUGAAAAGUUUGAAUAUUUACAACAACAAACUCUCUGGUGAGAUUCCAGUUGAGUUUGGAAACUUAUCUUCAUUGGUUGAGUUAGUGGCCUAUAGCAACUUUCUUGUUGGACCCCUGCCUAAUUCCAUUGGAAAUCUUAAGAAUCUUGUAAAUUUCAGAGCUGGGGCAAAUAACAUUACCGGUAGCUUGCCAAAGGAAAUUAGUGGAUGUAAGAGCUUAAUGCGUCUUGGUCUUGCACAAAAUCAGAUAGGAGGGGAGAUUCCAAGUGAGAUUGGGAUGCUUAACAGAUUGAAAGAACUAGUUUUAUGGGGAAACCAGUUGACAGGACCUAUUCCAAAAGAGAUUGGUAAUUGUACUAGUCUUGAGAACAUUGCUUUAUAUGGGAAUAAUCUUGUUGGACCUUUACCUAAGGAAAUUGGGAACCUGAAAUCAUUGAGGUGGCUUUAUCUUUAUAGAAAUAAGUUGAAUGGAACCAUUCCAAGGGAAAUUGGAAAUCUUUCUUCGUGUUUAAGCAUUGAUUUCUCAGAGAACACUUUAGUAGGUGGUAUCCCUUCAGAGAUUGGCAAAAUAAGUGGUCUAAGUUUGCUCUUUCUCUUUGAGAACCAUCUAACUGGUGUUAUACCAAAUGAGUUUAGUAGCCUGAAGAACCUGUCAAAGCUGGACCUGUCUAUAAAUAAUCUCACAGGUCCAAUUCCAUUUGGCUUCCAAUAUUUGACUAAAAUGUAUCAGUUGCAACUUUUUGACAACUCCCUAAGUGGCAUUAUUCCUCAGGGACUUGGACUUCGUAGUCCUCUUUGGGUGGUUGAUUUUUCUGACAACAACUUGACAGGAAGAAUACCUCCUCAUCUAUGUCGAGAUUCUCACUUGAUGUUGUUGAAUCUGGCAUCUAAUCAGCUAUAUGGAAAUAUUCCAACAGGGAUACUGAACUGUAAAUCAUUGGCACAGGUUUUGUUACUUGGAAACAGGCUUACUGGCAGCUUCCCUUUAGAAUUGUGUAAGCUGGAGAACUUGACUGCCAUUGAUUUGAAUGAGAACAGGUUCAGUGGUCCACUUCCUGCUGAUAUUGGAAGCUGCCACAAAUUGCAACGGCUUCAUAUUGCAAACAAUUACUUCACAUUGGAGUUGCCUAAGGAAAUAGGAAAUCUCUCUCAAUUGGUGACAUUUAAUGUUUCAUCAAAUCUUUUCACUGGAAGUAUCCCUCGUGAAAUUUUUUCGUGUCAAAGGCUACAGCGGCUUGAUCUCAGUCAGAAUAACUUCUCUGGUUCCUUGCCUGAUGAGCUUGGAACACUUCAGCACUUGGAGAUUCUCAAGCUCUCAGAGAAUAAGCUUUCUGGAUAUAUUCCUUCAGCAUUAGGCAACCUGUCUCAUUUGAACUGGUUGUUGAUGGAUGGCAAUUAUUUUUUUGGCGAAAUACCUCCCCACUUAGGUUCUCUUUCAAGCUUGCAAAUUGCAAUGGAUCUCAGUUACAAUAACCUUUCUGGAAGAAUACCAGUUCAGCUUGGCAAUCUCAACAUGCUUGAAUAUCUCUUUCUCAAUAACAACAAUUUAGAUGGUGAAAUUCCCAGCACAUUUGAAGAACUUUCAAGCUUGUUGGGGUGCAAUUUCUCAUACAAUAACCUCUCUGGACCUAUUCCUUCCACUAAAAUUUUCCAAAGUAUGGAUGUAAGCAGCUUCAUUGGUGGUAACAAAGGCCUCUGUGGUGCACCUCUCGGUGACUGCAACACCAAUCCAGCUUCUCACUCUGAUUCUCCAGGGAAAAGUUUUGAUUCUCCUCGAGCUAAAAUAGUCAUGAUCAUUGCAGCUUCUGUUGGAGGUGUUUCACUCAUUUUCAUCCUAGUUAUUUUGCAUUUUAUGAGACGUCCUCGCGAGUCAAUUGAUUCCUUUGAAGGCACUGAGCCUCCCUCCCCAGAUUCAGAUAUCUAUUUCCCUCCAAAGGAAGGCUUCACAUUCCAAGAUCUAGUUGAAGCUACAAAAAGAUUUGAUGAAAGCUAUGUUAUUGGUAAGGGAGCAUGUGGAACUGUUUAUAAGGCAGUGAUGAAAUCUGGUAAGAUCAUUGCUGUGAAGAAGUUAGCAUCUAACAGGGAAGGGAACAACAUUGAGACUAGUUUCAGGGCUGAAAUAUCGACUUUGGGAAGGAUAAGGCAUCGGAAUAUAGUAAAAUUGUAUGGCUUUUGCUAUCACCAGGGUUCCAACCUUCUGCUCUAUGAGUACAUGGAAAGAGGAAGCUUAGGUGAACUAUUGCAUGGUUCUGCAAGUAGUUUGGAGUGGCCAACUCGGUUCAUGAUUGCUCUUGGAGCUGCUGAGGGUCUUGCCUACUUGCAUCAUGACUGCAAACCCAAGAUUAUUCACCGUGAUAUAAAAUCUAACAACAUUCUGCUGGAUGAAAAUUUUGAGGCCCAUGUUGGUGAUUUUGGUUUGGCCAAAGUGAUUGACAUGCCACAGUCAAAAUCAAUGUCUGCUGUUGCUGGAUCUUAUGGCUAUAUUGCUCCUGAAUAUGCAUAUACCAUGAAGGUGACAGAAAAGUGUGACAUUUAUAGUUAUGGUGUUGUGCUCUUGGAGUUGCUAACGGGAAGGACUCCAGUUCAGCCCCUAGAGCAAGGAGGUGAUCUUGUCACAUGGGUGAGAACCCAUAUCCGGGACCACAACUACAAAUUGACACCAGGGAUACUCGAUAGUCGUGUCGAUCUGGAAGACCAAACCACCAUGAAUCACAUGCUCACUGUUUUGAAGCUUGCUUUACUAUGCACAAGUGUGUCUCCUACUAAGAGGCCAUCAAUGCGGGAAGUAGUGAUGAUGCUUAUUGAGUCGAAUGAGCGAGAAGGGAACUUAACACUCACUCAAACAUACCAUGAUCUUCCUUCCAGAGAUGGCAUGUGAAGAAAGUAUGCAACAUCUCUUGACAUUUUGUUAACAAACAUGAAAAUUUUUUCUGCUCAUUUUUCCUUUCCACAAGAGAAAAUAGGAGAUGAUUCUUGUACAUUCUUUCCCUCCAUUAUAUGCCACUAGACUUAAAUGUUUUACCCUAUAGCAUUCUUUAUCAUUAAUUUCACGUCUCUGUAUUUUGUCUUGGAAUUCAGUAUAUAUAUAGUGACUUUAUUGUACAGUUGGGAAUUACCAUUGAAUGUGUAUCAUGGAGGUUAAUUAAUAUAUAUUUGAGUUGUUCAUAUAACA